AUGAACACGUGCGGUCAUUGCGAGCGUAAAAUAGAGCAUGAACCUGCUCUCUUCGCCAAAGGAAGAAUUUGGCAUGUAAACCACUUGCUGUGCAAUGUAUGUGGGUGUAGAAUACAAGAAGAGGAAAAGUUCGAAGAGAAGGAAGGUAUAAUUGCAUGUCGACAUUGUUAUCUUUACGGCAACAACCCAAAAUGUGCAGGUUGUUUCGAAGGUAUUGACGUGAAAUAUGUGGAAGCAAUGGGCAAGUUCUGGCACAGAACAUGUUUGCAGUGUAGUAUCUGUCUGCAGCCUUUGAAUCGUGUUUUCGUUGAGAACGACAGAGGACUGCCAAUGCACGCCGGAAACAAGAAACUCGAAGAUGAGUCUCGCUCUGGUCGACCGACUGCAAUAUCGCUCGACAAACUGAAGAAUCUGGCGGAGCAGCAUCCAAAUGAAGGCGUGCGGUAUUUUGCUGCCAGUCUUGACUGUUCGCUGUUCACCGUGAGUAAUGGACUGCGAUCUCUCGGAAUGGUGAAGAAGCUCGGUCAGUGGCUCGAGGUCUACUGCGCUCAACUGCAAAGACUGGCCGACAAGAUCCGCAAGGAGCACGCGAAGCUCGACAACGUUCGCCUGCUGCACGAUAACGCGCGUCCUCACAUCGCGGAGAAGAUUUCCCAGAAAAUUCUGGAGCUCGGAUGGGAAGUUCUACCGCACCCUCCGUACAGCCCGGACCUGGUCCCGAGCGAUUACCACCUCUUCCGAUCGUUUCAGCAUCACCUGGAGGAGAAGCGCUACGAUGAUCGUGACCACCUCGAAAAUGACCUUCGGGCUUUCUUCGCCUCCAAGUCGCCGGAGUUCUACGCUAAAGGAAUCCGUGAUCUUGUGAGACGUUGA
Messenger RNA from Necator americanus (New World hookworm), 873 nucleotides. RefSeq lists its product as uncharacterized. Gene Ontology annotation, biological process: DNA integration; DNA double-strand break processing; mitotic DNA integrity checkpoint signaling. Bases 1 to 873 code for a protein of 290 amino acids. Gene Ontology annotation, cellular component: condensed chromosome; nucleus; site of double-strand break. Gene Ontology annotation, molecular function: histone H3K4 methyltransferase activity; DNA topoisomerase binding; single-stranded DNA endonuclease activity. Lineage: Eukaryota; Metazoa; Nematoda; Chromadorea; Rhabditida; Ancylostomatidae. The transcript is spliced from 5 exons. The record is from RefSeq and is a predicted model, not a curated record.